Molecule: messenger RNA, 1008 nt
Organism: Symsagittifera roscoffensis
Lineage: Eukaryota; Metazoa; Xenacoelomorpha; Acoela; Convolutidae
Product: bifunctional arginine demethylase and lysyl-hydroxylase JMJD6-B-like
Exons: 6
Coding region: 152-964 (270 amino acids)
Biological process (GO): phagocytosis
Cellular component (GO): nucleus; cytoplasm
Molecular function (GO): histone H4R3 demethylase activity; P-TEFb complex binding
Source: RefSeq, a predicted model, not a curated record
GAUUCGAGAUGCAAAACACCGAGCUAGAUCAGAGCUCGUCACGGGGGAUCUAUUCAGCGCAGAGCGCUUGUUCUGUACCCUAGACUUGGAAGAAUUUCGGAAAAACUUCACAAACAGACUUGACAAAUUGCCUGUGGAGAUUUCGAAAGAAAUGAUGCAGGCGAGACCUUAUGUAAUUGACAGGAUUGAUGGAAAGGCGCUCACUGAGUUGGAAUUCAUUGAGAGAUUUGAGAAACCAAGCAUGCCUGCAAUAUUCACACAUCUAAUGGAUGACUGGCCAGCUUAUCAGGGCAACACCAAAUGGUCCACUCUUGCCUGGCUCUAUAGAAAAUUCAGCAAACUGAAGUUUAAAUGCGGCGAAGACGACAAAAGAUGUCCCGUAAAAAUCAAAUUGAAGUACUACCUCCAAUACAUGGUUUCCACUCGGGAUGAUUCUCCACUUUGCGUGCUUGAUUCCAACUUCGGAGAAGAUCCGAAGCGGAAGAAGCUGCUGAAUUUUUAUAAUGUGCCCAAUUUGUUCCGAGAAGAUCUGUUCCAACACACAAGAGAGGGAAAGCGACCGCCCUAUAGGUGGAUAGUGAUUGGUCCUCCGAGAUCUGGCACUGGAAUCCACAUUGACCGUCUGGCCACUUCUGCCUGGAACUCUUUGGUCCGAGGAGCCAAGCGGUGGUGUCUGCUGCCGAACGAAGUGCCCGGACAUCUUUUAAAACCACAAUAUAGUGACAACUGUGGGAAACAAGAGGCCGAGGCGGUGACGUGGUUCCGUUUCGUACAUCCCAGAGUAACCAGUGCCGCCUGGCCAGCCAAAUGGAGACCCAUAGAGUUCGUACAGCUCCCUGGGGAAACGGUAUUCAUACCAGGAGGUUGGUGGCACGUAGUAUUGAACCUUGACAUAUCAGUUGCCAUAACUCAGAACUACUUCAACACUGGCAACUUCAAACACGUCUGGCUCAAGACUGCCUAGGAAAGACCCAGAUUCUGCCGCCAUUUGUACCGGACACUGAUUAA